GGCUCCUCUUCUGCGUGCCAUGGUAGCAUGGCUCUCGGUUUUAGUGCAACUUGACGAUGAGUCACAGUUUGCAAAUAGAAUAAUAAGCAGCUGUUAUUAAAUAACCGACCGAACGGGCCCACAUUGCUCAGUAAAUUUAUUAACAGAGCGCAGUGAGAUUGUACUAUAAUAGUAAUAAAUUUCAUGUCGGAUAAAUAGAUUAAAACUCUUCGUUAAAUACAUUUAUUUUGACGUGAACGUACACAGCGAUGCAGUAUCCAACACAGUGCGUCUGUCAUAGAGCGCUUUUUGCAACAACCAACCACAAACUCCCUUACUAGCACGUCCAGCGCGCUUGGCCUGUGGAAUUGCAUCUUUUUGGGUGGUGAAGUAUGGUGGCGGCAAUGUUAUGGAGUUUCCGCUACUCCUCUGCUUUCAUGCCAUAGGUUAGGGAGCUAGCAAGAGAGCUAAGUUAGCGUCACGCUAGGCCUCCAGCAGACCAGCGGGAGAGCUUCCGAGAUCAAACACUGCUAUUCGGAAGGAGACAAAUAUUCCUUUAUGAAUCUGCAUGAGAACAGCUAAAAUCUCAGAAAUAUGGUGGUCCUCAAAAUUCGAGACCAGCCGGCUUUGCUGAAAGCUAUUUUCAAUGUGGACCCAGAUGAAGUACGCUCACUCAUAUUCAAAAAAGAGGAUGUGAAUGCACAGGACAAUGAGAAGCGGACUCCACUGCAUGCUGCUGCCUAUCUCGGAGAUGCAGAAAUUAUAGAGCUGCUGAUUCUUUCAGGUGCCAGAGUAAAUGCCAAAGAUAACAAGUGGCUCACUCCUCUGCACCGAGCUGUGGCCUCCUGCAGUGAGGAGGCUGUCCAGGUUUUGCUGAAACACUCUGCGGACGUGAACGCCAGAGACAAGAACUGGCAGACGCCGCUUCACAUCGCUGCAGCCAAUAAGGCUGUCCGCUGCGCUGAAGCCCUGGUCCCACUCCUCAGCAAUGUGAAUGUUUCAGAUAGAGCAGGCCGGACUGCCCUGCACCAUGCAGCCUUCAGCGGUCAUCUGGAGAUGGUGAGGCUCUUGCUCUCCAGAGGAGCAAACAUCAAUGCCUUUGACAAAAAGGACCGCCGUGCAAUCCACUGGGCAGCCUAUAUGGGGCACAUAGAAGUGGUGAAGCUGCUGUCAUCUCAUGGAGCUGAGGUGGCCUGCAAAGAUAAGAAAUCGUACACUCCCCUACAUGCAGCAGCCUCCAGUGGAAUGAUUAGUGUUGUGAAAUACCUCCUGGACUUGGGGGUGGAUAUCAAUGAGCCCAAUGCGUAUGGCAACACACCCCUCCACGUGGCCUGCUACAAUGGGCAGGACGUGGUGGUGAACGAGCUCAUUGAAUGUGGAGCUAACGUCAACCAGGUGAACGAGAAGGGCUUUGCACCUCUCCAUUUUACAGCCGCUUCACGCCAUGGGGCACUCUGUCUUGAGUUGCUAGUGUGCAAUGGGGCUGAUGUCAACAUCAAGAGUAAAGAUGGUAAGACUCCCCUCCACAUGACAGCCAUCCAUGGGAGGUUUUCUAGGUCUCAAGCAAUCAUUGAGAAUGGUGCUGAGAUUGACUGUGAAGAUAAAAAUGGAAAUACACCACUGCACAUUGCAGCCCGAUACGGACACGAGCUCCUCAUCAACACCCUCAUCACCAACAGAGCUGACACAGCCAAACGAGGGGUUCACGGUAUGUUCCCACUGCAUUUGGCUGCUCUCAGUGGAUUCUCUGACUGCUGCCGAAAGCUCCUGUCCUCAGGCUUUGAUAUUGAUACUCCUGAUGACUUCGGAAGGACCUGUUUACAUGCUGCAGCUGCUGGAGGAAACCUGGAAUGUCUCAAUCUUCUCCUCAACACGGGUGCAGACUUUAAUAGGAAGGAUAGCUUUGGCAGGACCCCUCUGCACUACGCUGCUGCCAACUGUAACUACCAGUGCCUGUUUGCUCUGGUGGGCUCUGGGGCCAGCGUCAAUGACCUAGACGAACGGGGCUGCACUCCUCUUCACUAUGCCGCUGCCUCUGACACAGAUGGAAAGUGCCUGGAAUACUUACUGCGAAAUGAUGCAAAUCCAGGGAUCCGGGACAAUCAGGGCUACAAUGCUGUGCACUACGCCUCGGCGUACGGACAUCGUCUCUGUCUGGAGCUGAUUGCAAGUGAAACACCUCUAGAUGUGCUAAUGGAAACCUCAGGGACAGACAUCCUUAAUGACUCUGAUGUCAGAGCUCCUGUCAGCCCCUUGCACCUUGCUGCAUACCAUGGUCACCACCAUGCUAUGGAGGUUCUGGUGCAGUCUCUGCUGGAUCUUGAUGUGAGAAACAGCCAAGGGCGCACACCCUUAGACCUGGCUGCCUUUAAGGGCCAUGUAGAGUGUGUGGACGUCCUAAUCAACCAAGGAGCCUCCAUCCUUGUCACAGACUUUACCUUGAAGCGAACCCCCAUCCAUGCUGCAGCUACCAAUGGUCAUUCAGAAUGUUUGCGUCUGCUGAUUGGAAAUUCUGACCUUCAAAGUGCAGUAGAUAUUCAAGAUGGAAAUGGACAAACACCUCUGAUGCUGUCGGUCCUGAGUGGACACACAGAUUGUGUGUAUUCUCUCUUAAAUAAGGGAGCCAGUGUAGAAGCCAAAGACAAGUGGGGCAGGACGGCCCUGCAUAGAGGAGCAGUGACUGGUCAUGAGGAAUGUGUGGAGGCCUUACUUCAGCACAGCGCCAACUUCCUGGUGCGAGACUGUAAAGGUCGCACACCGAUCCACCUGGCAGCAGCGUGUGGACACACUGGGGUACUGGGAGGUCUGCUGCAUGCUGCCCAAUCAGUGGAAACACUCCCUGUCUUAACAGACAACCAAGGCUACACCCCACUGCACUGGGCCUGCUACAAUGGUCACGAUACGUGUGUGGAGGUUUUGCUGGAACAAGAGGUUUUUCACAAGGCCGAAGGCAAUUCUUUCAGCCCCCUGCACUGUGCUGUGAUCCACGACAACGAAGGCGCAGCCGAGAUGCUGAUAGACACUCUGGGAUCUGCCAUUGUCAAUACCAAAGACAGUAAAAACAGGACCCCCCUGCAUGCAGCAGCCUUCACUGACCAUGUGGAGUGUCUCCAGCUGCUGCUGAGCCACAAUGCUCAGGUCAACAGUGUUGACACCGCAGGGAAGACCCCACUCAUGAUGGCUGCUGAGAAUGGGCAGACCAACGCUGUCGAACUGCUGGUGAGCAGUGCGAAAGCAGAUCUCACUCUGCAGGAUGCUGUAAAGAACACUGCACUUCAUCUGGCCUGCAGUAAGGGACAUGAAACCAGUGCCUUGUUGAUAUUGGAGAAGAUUACAGACAGGAACCUCAUAAAUGCCACUAACGCCGCCUUACAGACGCCUCUACAUGUGGCUGCAAGAAAUGGUCUGACUGUGGUGGUGCAGGAACUACUUGCAAAGGGAGCCAGUGUACUUGCAGUUGAUGAAAACGGUUACACACCUGCCUUGGCUUGUGCCCCAAACAAAGAUGUGGCAGACUGCCUAGCCCUAAUCCUGGCCACCAUGAUGCCUGUGUCCCCCUGCACCCCGGCAACCACCCUUCCUUUCAGUGCCAUUAACCAUUACACCGCCAGCCCCUCCAAGAGCGUCACCUUCGACAGCCUGCCAGUGCUGCGCAGCGAGCACAGCUCCUACUGCAGCUUCAACAACAUCAGCCAUCACGAGGGCUUCUACAAGGACGAGGAGCUCAACGACUCGGAUUCAGAGACGUACUGAGGGACAGGAGGAAGUGAUAAAUGCAUAAACACACACACUGUGUCUUAAAAAUCACCCACCGCCAGCUUGGGAGGCCAGAAGAAGAGAAAAAGCCCCCCAUAGGAGCCUUAAGAGAGCAAGAGAGGGAGGAGGUGCAGCAGGCUGGCCCACACUCAUCCCGACCUCAUCCAGCACCAGGUGUCCUUUCAGCUGAUACUGGACCUCAGUAACCGCUGCUUUACCAACACUGACUUCUUGAGUGCUAAAAACUGUACUUGUUGGGCAGACUGCGACCUUUGUACAGCAAUAACAUGCUGAAGAGGGAUGGUAGCACUUCGUAGAGAGCUAAACCGACAGGGACCAAAAGACAUGGAUGCAUUUUAACCCAGUUUUAACUGUAAAUGACAUUGAAAAUUUUUGAGUUUAUCGGUUGGGGGGGGGGGGCAGUUUUCAUUUUUGAAAUUUUUGUGAGGAAUUAAAGGAGGUUGAUAUCCACACACUACAUUUGUCAGAAUGCACUUGUUCUUCAAGUUUGUAAGUCAUAUAGGGGGAAAAUCAUUUAUUUUUUGAGAUCAAAAUUUUAAUAUACCCAUGUUCAUGUCCUAAACUCCUUAUUCUCUAAGGAAAAAAAUCUGAUUUUCUGACCUGACUAAUUUAAAAACAUUUGAUAUGUGCACCAGGUAUUUUUAAGUUGAUCAACCUCACCUUUGUAUAUUGAUCUGUCCAUUGCGGUUUAGUCUUUCAAGAAUAAAUUAUUUGUGUACUUUCGGUUCCUAUUUAUGUGUUCAUUUUGUGCCUUCAUUAGUUACUGAGAAAAGAUGGGUUUGUAGAGGAAGCUGUGAAAGUACAGUGAUGCACACUAGGUAAGUAAUGAAACAAUUGUAAGAAGCACUGAUCCAAUACUGAGGUAUCUGAGGCUCAGCUUUGUGAGGAGAAACACUGUAAACCAAUGAUAGGUCAACAUUUGAUUUUCUUCUGUUUGAAUGAUAUUUUUUGCUCUUAUAUUAGUCAGUGUUUGUUGACAGGUUUUGCUUGCUUUAACUUCAAAAAAACAGAAACCACUUGAUCCUACCAUGAUUCAAAACUCCCUUUUCUGUCUGUUGAAAAAUCCUUUUAACUGGAAAUAUGUACAAUACAUUUGCUAGCUUCAUUAGAAGGGACAAGAUUUUUUUUCUAUUCCUUGCUUUUUCUUGAAGAGGGAUGAAACUAGCAUGUAUAUAGAAAUUAUGACUGUGAAUUCAAAGCUCCAAUGAAUUCUUUCAGUACUGAGAUUGCUGUAUAUUUUAUGAGUAAUAAAGAAAUGAGUUAUUUAA
Xiphias gladius (swordfish) is the source of this 5024-nucleotide messenger RNA. RefSeq names its product ankyrin repeat domain 28b (gene ankrd28b). Gene Ontology annotation, molecular function: protein binding. The coding region runs from base 574 to 3732 and encodes 1052 amino acids. Lineage: Eukaryota; Metazoa; Chordata; Actinopteri; Istiophoriformes; Xiphiidae. The transcript has 28 exons. The record is from RefSeq and is a predicted model, not a curated record. Gene Ontology annotation, cellular component: cytoplasm.